This is a messenger RNA of Musa acuminata subsp. malaccensis (wild Malaysian banana), 1644 nucleotides long. RefSeq names its product glycerophosphodiester phosphodiesterase GDPD6. The record is from RefSeq and is a predicted model, not a curated record. Gene Ontology annotation, molecular function: glycerophosphodiester phosphodiesterase activity. NCBI's taxonomy places the organism in Eukaryota, Viridiplantae, Streptophyta, Magnoliopsida, Zingiberales, Musaceae. Gene Ontology annotation, biological process: lipid metabolic process.
AAAUUAGGGGGAAAAAAUCGAAAACAAAAAGGAUAAAAGUAAAGAAUUUUUUAGGGAAUUUGCUCGAGAAGUAACGUAUCCUCUCAGCUGCCAGUAGCAAUCCAAUCUGGGGAUGUAUCCCCUCACCAAACCUGAAUCAACGAUCCAUCGCCUCACCAGGAAGUCCGUGCGAUCGUCGCUUUUGCUUGGAGUCCAGUGCGGGCUUCGCCCCAGUUGAGGUUAGAUUGGGAGAAGAGGCGCGGAGUGGGGGAGAGGGGAGGAAGCGAGGAGGAUAUCAUGGCAUCCCUCUGGAUUGCUUCUUUGCUUCUUUUCUCCUUGUUUAACUUGACUGUCGGGAGGCCAAUCUACCCGCUGCCAAGCAAACAAGACAACAAAGUCAAACAGCCCCUGCAGACAUCGAGACCAUAUAACAUUGCUCAUCGGGGUUCGAAUGGAGAGAUUCCUGAAGAAACAGCUGCUGCCUAUAUGAGAGCCAUUGAAGAAGGUGCCGACUUCAUAGAGACUGAUAUCCUUGCAAGUAAAGAUGGCUCGUUAAUUUGCUUUCAUGAUGUAAUACUUGAUGAUACAACUGAUAUUGCCAAACAUAAGGAGUUUGCCGAUCGCAAAAGAACCUAUGAAGUUCAAGGGUCUAACAUGACUGGGUACUUUGUAGUGGAUUUUACACUUGAUGAACUUAAAUCACUUAGAGUGAAGCAGAGGUAUCCAUUCCGAGAUCAACAGUAUAAUGGUAAAUUUUCAAUUAUCACGUUUGAGGAGUUCAUUGCCAUUGCUCUUGAUGCCAACAGAAUUGUUGGAAUAUACCCAGAGAUCAAAAAUCCAGUUUUCAUCAAUCAGCAUGUCAAAUGGCCCCAUGGGAAGAAAUUUGAGGACAAGUUUGUUGGGUUGCUACUGAAGUAUGGGUAUAAAGGCGCAUACAUGUCGGAGGAUUGGCUGAAGCAACCAGUGUUCAUACAGUCUUUUGCUCCAACUUCUUUAAUAUACAUUUCAAACAUGACAGAUUCUCCAAAAAUAUUUUUAAUUGAUGACUUCACCAUGCCAACGCAAGACACAAAUCAGUCAUAUUGGGAAAUUACUUCAGAUAGUUUUCUUGAAUACAUCAGAAGCUAUGUGGUUGGAAUCGGACCCUGGAAGGACACAAUUGUUCCCCCAGAAAAUAACCACUUGACUACACCCUCUGAUCUUGUUGAUAGAGCGCAUGCACAUAAUCUUCAGGUACAUCCAUACACCUACAGGAAUGAGAAUUCGUUCUUACACUUUGAUUUCCAUCAAGACCCAUAUUCCGAGUAUGAGUACUGGCUAAACAAAAUUGGGGUCGAUGGAUUAUUCACCGACUUCACUGGAAGUCUUCACAAGUAUCAGGAGUGGGCAGCUGCAUCUGGCACGGAUGAGAAGAGCGCAUACGGCCUACUGCACAAGAUUGCGCUUAUGAUCUCCUCUUAUGAUUGAGAAUGAACAUUUUUAGCCAGUGUAAAAUGUAUCCAUUGCCAAACGUGCAACGUUGGUGUUUAGUUCUCGACUUUCAUUGAAAGAUUUAUCAUGCGAACAAUCUAUUUGGAUCUUGAUAUGUAUGAUACGGAGAAACUAUGAAGCUUAAUAUGUUUUUAUGUGCAUAUUUUGAUUUAUAUAUGUGGAGAUCAAAUUUUA